Peniophora sp. CBMAI 1063 is the source of this 1206-nucleotide messenger RNA. NCBI's taxonomy places the organism in Eukaryota, Fungi, Basidiomycota, Agaricomycetes, Russulales, Peniophoraceae. The record is from the annotation of a GenBank genome assembly.
AUGGUCAGCAUACACGAGGCGAACAUCGACAUCCGCGUGACGGAGAGCGUGUGCGCGUUCGUGGCGAUAUGCAUGACUAUCGUGAGGUUGUAUAUUCGGAGGACGAGGUUAUGGUGGGACGACGCAUGGACUAUAUUCAGCUUCGUCUUCGUCCUGCUGCAGAUCGCCGCGGCGUUCUUACAUGUCGAUAACUACUCGGACCUGCCAAAGUCGGGCCAUGUAGCGGCGUACUACCUCCUCGCGACGACAUUCUACUGCAUAAUCUGGUCAGCCCGCCUCAGCAUCCUCUUCUCCAUCAUCCGCAUCGACCCCGACCCGCGCUGGCAAUACCGCCUCAAAUGGGUCGCCGCCAUCUUCAUCGCCGCGCUCCUCUUCUUCCUCGCCCAACUAUUCUGGGUGUGCGAGCCCAAAGGCCACGAGUGGAAGAAUCUGCCGAGCCCGCAGUGCCAUCUAGGACUUCAAGUCGUCAUUUGCCAGGUCGUCUCGGACGUCAUCGCGGACUUGCUGCUCAUCACGCUCCCCAUCCGGCUCAUCUACGGCAUGACGGACCGCGCGCUCCGCCGGCGGCUCAUGUUCAUCUUUUCCACCGCCAUUGUAACGACGUUCGUGUCGCUCGUACAUGCGGCAUACAUCAUCAAAGACGGCACGACCUCCGUCCUCAUCUCGGCCGUCGUCGAAGACUGCAUGUCGCUCACAGUCGCGAACCUGCCCGUCGUCGCCACCGCAGUCCUCCGCAAAAUACCCUUCGGCACGCCGCGCACGUCCGCGGGCAACACGACGGAGGGCGACGAGAGCGCGAACGACGGGCGGCACUGGAAGAGCACGGGCAUGCGGUUCCGCAGCAUGUUCCCGACUAUCACGCGGGAUCGGGAUGGGAACGGAGGGGGCAAGACGACGAUAAGAUGGGGCGCGAACUCGAGCGUUAAUGGCCGGGACCAGGGCCGUCUUACGCAUGUCACGACGCACGGCGCGAGGGGCGAUGUGGGCGCGACGAGCAGCUAUUGGGGCCAGACGACCGGCGCGGGGACGUCGGAGAGCGGGGACUAUGAUGUGCGGUGGGCGGACACGGAUAAGGACGGGAAGCACGUCAAGCUCGAUGUCGAGGCGUCCGCUGAGGCGGGGUCCCGGUCGUCCAGCCCGGGGUUGGAGGGCAAGAGCGGGGGCGAUGUGCCGCUUGCGUUCGUCAGCCCUGCGGCCAGCCGAUGA